UUUACAAUUUACAACCCUGAAUUUUUACUAUCGUGCAUCGUUGUGUGUUUUGGCGGCAGGGCAGUUGUGGUGGCUUUUCUCUCCGUUGUGUGCAUGUAGCUUACUGAAAUUUUUUAAGCCAUUUCGUUUUUUUAACUCAAGGUAUCAACUUUUGUUCUAGAAUGGCGAAAGUUCACAUUGUUGAUGUCAAAGUGUUAAACAACCCCUGCCCUUUUUUUAGUCCAUUUCAAUUUGAAAUCGUUUUCGAAUGUAUCGAUGAAAUUCCAGAAGAUCUGGAGUGGAAGUUAACAUAUGUUGGAUCAGCUGAGAGUGCAGCACAUGACCAGAUUCUAGACACAGUAGUUGUUGGCCCAGUCCCAGUUGGAAAGCACAAAUUUGUAUUUCAAGCAGACCAACCAGAUCCUGAAAAAAUACCUGUAGCUGAUGCAAUUGGAGUCACCGCAGUCUUACUUACAUGCUCGUAUAAAGAGCAUGAAUUUGUUAGAGUGGGGUAUUUCGUCAACAAUGAUUAUAUUGAUCCUGAGCUCAAGGACAAUCCACCAGCUGUACCUCAGUUUGAUAAGAUGACACGGAACAUUCUGGAAGAGCCAAGAGUAACGCGAUUUAAAAUCGACUGGGGUGGCGAAGCUUGUGAAGCAACCAAUGAAAUGGAAACCGAGACUCAAGUUGAAAUGCGUGAAAACACCGAGAAUAGUCUCAUGGAACCUCCACUCAAAUCCUACAUUCACAGCGAAUCGAGCCACAGCACUAUGGAAGUAGUAUAAUAUCUUCAUUUCCUUUCUUUGCACUCCAGUGUCUGAAAACUCGCCUGUUCCACUGUUUUCAAUUAAUUUGCGUGCUUAUGUAAAAUGUUUUCUCUUGAAUUAGGAAAAUUCUUUUGAUUAAUAUACGUUUCUGUAAAAUAA
Daphnia magna is the source of this 905-nucleotide messenger RNA. Its product is annotated as histone chaperone asf1. Gene Ontology annotation, cellular component: nucleus. NCBI's taxonomy places the organism in Eukaryota, Metazoa, Arthropoda, Branchiopoda, Diplostraca, Daphniidae. The record is from RefSeq and is a predicted model, not a curated record. Bases 162 to 764 code for a protein of 200 amino acids. The transcript is spliced from 4 exons. Gene Ontology annotation, biological process: DNA replication-dependent chromatin assembly. Gene Ontology annotation, molecular function: histone binding.